This is a messenger RNA of Seminavis robusta, 1752 nucleotides long. NCBI's taxonomy places the organism in Eukaryota, Bacillariophyta, Bacillariophyceae, Naviculales, Naviculaceae. The record is from the annotation of a GenBank genome assembly.
AUGGCCAACAAACCAGGUCUAACCAUCCAUGGCGACAGCCACGACAACAGUCGGGAUGAACAACAGCAGUCGGAUGCCACCAAUGAUUCGUCUUUCGUUCAAGAAGGCCCAUCCCACGAUUUACUAGUGGCCAAUCCGAUCAACGAGCAAGACGAAACUACCGCAAAAUUGGGUCUCCCCCAAGCCAAAGAAUAUGAUCCCGAAGCCUCGGGACCACACCGCAGCCAUGGUCAUUCCAAAGAUGAGCAUACUGCCAACAAAACCUGGAUCGUCUGGGCAGUCGGUAUCAUCUUGGUUGCAGCCAUUACAAUGAUCUUGGUCUUCACAUUGGCAGAUGGAUCCAACAGCAAAGGCUCCGUUGCUGCUCAAAACGAUAGAAAUACCCCACCAGUUUCUACGAAUGGGACCGGCACACCACCAGCUCCCCAGACUCUCGAGGAUCACAUCCUCUCUCUGCUGCCAGACAACACACAGUUGAGCCAAGCUACUUCUCCUCAGUAUCGUGCCUACAAUUGGAUUCUGGAAGAUUCCUCAAAUGCACAAUACGCGGACUGGCGAAUCCAGCAAAGGUAUGCACUUGCCACGCUCUAUUUUUCCACGGAGGGUGACAGUUGGACGGAAAAUGGCAGCUGGCUGAGCUAUAUUGUUCAUGAAUGUGACUGGUAUGGAAAGCAUUCCUUUGCCUUGAAGGAAACCCUGGUCCACAUAUAUGACGGAUACCUGGAGGACUUGUUUCCUCCCACAGAGCCUCCACCCACAACCUGCCACGAGGAUGGAUCCUAUCAGCAUUUGUGGCUUGAUCAGAACAAUCUCAUGGGUUCACUGCCACAAGAGCUGUACAUGCUGACAUCUCUGAAAGACUUUGUCCACUGGUGGACCAGAACAAUUCCGUCCGAGAUUGGACUACUCACCCACCUGCAAGUUUUGUCUUUGCAUGACAAUAAUCAUGAGGGAUCGAUUCCAUCAGAGAUUUGGCAGCUGACCCAACUGGAAUUCUUCGUCCCAUCUCGAAACCUUGCCCUCAAGGGCACAAUUUCUACAGAAAUUGGAACGCUUUCCAAGCUCAAAUGGUUUGUUAUGGAAGAAUGUGGACUGACAGGAACACUUCCGACCGAACUUGGCCAAAUAGAGACUCUUGAAUGGCUAGUCCUUCCUGGCAACCACCUAUCUGGCACGAUACCAAAUGAGCUAGCCUUGAUUCCAAAUAUGCUCUUGAUUUCCUUGUAUCGAAACCUGCUGGAGGGGACACUGCCUACAGAGCUUGGAUUAUUAACAUCAUCCACAUUGUUAUUGUCCUUUCGUGGGAAUCUUCUAACUGGCACAAUCCCAACAGAGCUGGGCGUUUUGACAGCCUUGACAUUGGGCAUGAACUUUGAAUCCAACCACUUCUCGGGAACACUCCCUACUCAGCUCUCCAACAUUCGAUCCGUGUAUGAGCUGUCCUUUCUUGACAACAACUUGACAGGCAGCAUACCCAGUGAAUUUGGGCUCCUCGCUUCAGUGGGGCGCCUGAAUCUUGGCAGUAAUUUGCUUACUGGAACCAUCCCCCAUGAGCUGUCUGCUCUACGGCAAUCUUUGUAUGUGCUGACUUUGUCUGGCAACGAGCUAUUGUCAGGGACAAUCCCAGAGUCCUUGUGCAACAUCAAUGGCACUUGUCAGGGGAACAGUUUUUCCGCCUGUGUCCAUGUUGAGGGUCUGCAUUUUGACUGCUCUGGUGCACUGUGUGGUUGUGGCUGCUCUUGUGAAAUGUAG